AUUAAUUGUUCCAUGUUUCACAGACCAAAACUUUAGAUUAAAAUAUUAAGAUAGUAAAAAAUAAUACUCAUUUCGGUUUUUAAUCAGGCAAUUAGUAAAAAGUGGUUUCUUACUACCAAAAUGAGCGAAUUGGACUCGUUGUACGGAAGCUCCAUAUCCGUGGAUACAAUGAAAACUAUUGCUGAAAGUAUUGGUAUUGGAAGUCUUCCUGACGAAGGUGCCAGAGAGUUAGCUGAAGAUAUAACGUAUCGGCUAAAGCACGUCAUUCAGGAUGCAGCAAAGUUCAUGCACCAUGGAAAACGGAUAAAACUUUCAACUUCAGAUGUUGAUAACGCUCUAAAGUCAAAGAACAUAGAGCCACUUUAUGGAUUUCACGUUCCUGACUUUAUUCCGUUUCGUUUUGCUUCGGGUGGUGGACGAGAGCUUCACUUCACCGAGGAAAAGGAAGUUGAUUUAAAUGAAAUAAUCAACGGGCCAGUUUCUAAAUUGCCGUUGGAGGUUACUCUGAGAGCUCAUUGGUUGUGCAUUGACGGAGUUCAACCGACAAUCCCAGAGAACCCCCCACCAGUGUCAAAAGAUUUGCAGAAGUUGGAAGCUAUUGAUCCUGUGGCCAAGCUAUCCAAAGUGUCUAAGGGUGACAAUGCUGGAAAACCAACUGUUGGGAAGGUGCACAAACUCCGCAACGUGGAGACUGUUCAUGUUAAACAACUCGCGACCCACGAGUUGUCCGUGGAACAGCAACUCUACUACAAGGAGAUAACUGAAGCCUGCGUCGGCUCCGAUGAAGGCAGAAGAGCUGAAGCACUACAGAGUCUGGCCUCUGACCCUGGCCUACACGAGAUGUUGCCCAGAAUGUGUACGUUUAUUGCGGAAGGAGUCAAAGUGAACGUGGUUCAGAACAACCUGGCUCUGCUCAUUUACUUGAUGCGAAUGGUCAAAGCGCUUUUGGAAAACCAGAGUCUUUAUUUGGAAAAAUAUCUGCACGAGCUGAUCCCUUCGGUGACGACGUGCAUCGUGUCCAAACAGCUGUGUAUGCGACCUGAGCUAGAUAACCAUUGGGCGCUGCGGGACUUUGCCUCUCGUCUCAUGUCGCAAAUCUGCAAGAACUUCAACACAUCCACCAACAACGUGCAGACUAGGAUAACGAGAAUAUUCGCCACAGCCAUCAACAGCGACAGGUCUCCACUGUCCUCUCUAUAUGGCAGUAUAGAAGGUUUGUCAGAGCUGGGCACAGAAGUGGUGAAGGUGUUUAUACUGCCGAAGGUGAAGCACAUCGCAGACAGACUCGAUCUGGCUAGUGAAGGUGGGACUGUCUCCAUCACUGACAAGAUAGCAUCCGGACAUAUCAAACACCUGCUAGUGAAAGUGCUGACACCACUUCUGAAGACCACUAAGCAGCCGCCUGACAACAUGGAGGAGUAUAGGACAGAGUUUGGGUCGCUAGGUCCGAUGCUGCACCAGGCUGUUGUCAAAGCUCGCACUGCUGCUACUACACCCAACUUGGCUCUCACUCAGCCCACCAUCAUACACUCUGGAGCCAUAACGUCUGUCGCAGCCAUGAGUCAGGCACGUACCAUCACAAUGCCCGGAGCCCCUAGACCUGUUCAUUCAGGUGCUUUAGGCAGUUCUCAGCAGAAAUACGUCAUAGUUGCAGCCAGACCACCGCCUUCCCCAUCACCAGUGCAGGUGCCGCAGUCAGGCGCGUUGGUGAAGCUAGGUGGCAACAAACUGGUGGUUGUCUGUAUGCCUAACUCACCCGCAGCCACGUCCGCUUCCAUCAUGGCUCAGGCUGGCCAACAAAACAAACUGUUUGUGACUUCACAGGGACAACCAAUCAAGAUGGAAACCGAAGAACAGAUCAUGGACGUCCACGUCACAUGACGGACCCCGACCUUAACUCAAAGCAAAUCAGGGAUGAGUUAAAAACAAUCAGUUGUCUUGUGAAAUAUGUACAUAGAUGUUUUUAUUUGGGAUUACCCUCUCUAAUUUAUUAUUUCGUAAUCAUACUGUCACAGUAUAUUUUAGUUGUAAUCAAUAUACAAGAAAUAUAAACAAGGUAUGGAUGUUA
Macrosteles quadrilineatus (aster leafhopper) is the source of this 2068-nucleotide messenger RNA. Its product is annotated as transcription initiation factor TFIID subunit 6-like. The transcript has 12 exons. The coding region runs from base 121 to 1881 and encodes 586 amino acids. The record is from RefSeq and is a predicted model, not a curated record. Gene Ontology annotation, cellular component: SAGA complex; transcription factor TFIID complex; SLIK (SAGA-like) complex. NCBI's taxonomy places the organism in Eukaryota, Metazoa, Arthropoda, Insecta, Hemiptera, Cicadellidae. Gene Ontology annotation, molecular function: RNA polymerase II general transcription initiation factor activity; protein heterodimerization activity; transcription coactivator activity. Gene Ontology annotation, biological process: RNA polymerase II preinitiation complex assembly; transcription initiation at RNA polymerase II promoter.